Messenger RNA from Caenorhabditis remanei, 282 nucleotides. RefSeq lists its product as uncharacterized. Lineage: Eukaryota; Metazoa; Nematoda; Chromadorea; Rhabditida; Rhabditidae. The record is from RefSeq and is a predicted model, not a curated record. The transcript is spliced from 2 exons. Bases 1 to 282 code for a protein of 93 amino acids.
AUGAAUACAUUUGACAUCCCCAAUCUUAAGGAUGCCUUCAACAGCACCGAUCUCGGAAAUGCAACUAACAGCACCGCCUUUGGAGAGUCUCGCAUUAUAACCAAGGAUCCCUAUUCAGCGGCUACUAUCAUUGGGUUGAUUACGACAGGGCCAACAAUAACAGCCAUGUACAAAACAAGAUAUUGUAACAGUUAUGUGGCAAUUAUUUUACAAAUGCUCACAGCUAACAUGAUGAUUCUGUUAGGCGUUUUGGGAGCAUCACUAUUUCCCGUCGGCACGUAA